Molecule: messenger RNA, 1842 nt
Organism: Necator americanus (New World hookworm)
Lineage: Eukaryota; Metazoa; Nematoda; Chromadorea; Rhabditida; Ancylostomatidae
Exons: 13
Coding region: 1-1842 (613 amino acids)
Source: RefSeq, a predicted model, not a curated record
AUGUUAUUAAAGUCGACGUUUCUUCUCGCCCUUGUCAUACACACUAUUGCUUUUCCGCUUGAAUCGGAUGGCAGCGGUUCAGAACAAGGAAAAUGUGUAUGUCCCGCUGCGGCAGAACCUUUAACCUCAACAGUUGCUCCACAAAUGUGCAUUUGUCCUGCACAAGAAGAGCCUUCGACAACUUCUGCUAGUCCUGAGCCUUGUGUUUGUCCACCACCAGAGGAGCUUUCCACAACACCAGCUGCUGUAGGAUGCGUUUGCCCGGCACUGGAGGAACCCUCGACCACUGAGGCCGCUGCUCCCGAGCCCUGUGUUUGUCCACCACCAGAAGAGCCUUCCACAACACCAGCUGCUGUAGGGUGCGUGUGUCCAGCUCUAGAGGAACCUUCCACGACUACCACCGCCGCUCCUCCUCAGGAAUGUGUCUGCCCUGUGCUGGCUGAAGCGACUUCUGCUCCUCAGCAGCUCUGUCAAUGCCCUCUUCAACAAGAACCUGCGACGACUCCAGCUCCACAGCCAUUAACUCUCAUUCAGAUCUCCUGCUGCGGCUGUGAUUGCGGUUGCUGUGACUGCUGUGAGGUUCAGGAGGAUCCCACCACCACGACCAGUACCACAACGACUACCACAACUACGACCACAACAACGACAACUACUACUACGACCACUGAGCCUCCGACAACGACCAGCCCACCUUGCUGUUGCUGCGCAGGGAGGAGGCGCAAGUGCGGAUGCGGUUGUGGUAAUGGAUGCGGUAACAGUUGCGGUAACGGAUGCAACAGCGGUUGCGGAAGACCUGCUGAUGAAGAACUACCAAGACCUGCAGAGAUCUCCGCUGACCUGCUAACCUGUCCCGAUGGCUGGAUUCGUUAUCAGCAGUCAUGCUACUACAUGGAAACUGCAAAAAUGACUUUGCAGAAUGCAGAGAGAGCCUGCAAUGAGAAGGGCGGCUCUCUGUUCGUCGCUGAUUCGCUCGGAGAAUUCAACGAAGUGGUGAAAGAGUCUCCACUCUACUUCUGGAGCUGGAUUGGUCUUGGACAAAAUGACGCUAGCGGAUAUCCCCGAUGGCAGUCGCAAGGAAUGGGACUUUCGCCACUGAAGUGCCUCCCAGCUGAUAGUGGAAACUUACCUCUAUGGGAUGGAAUGUACGGAAUGAAUCCAGCAGAGCUGAAAUGGCUGGUGACACCGUUCAGCUCAGCUUCAAAUGGGUGGUCAACAGCUGCGACCUGUGUGGCGCACUACAACAUCGACAUUUACACUUCCACUUACCUCUACUUCUAUCCGUGCUCAUACGAGUUCUACUCUAUUUGCGAGAAAAACUCGACUCUUCUUGUGCAGGAGAAUUCAAAAAACUCUUCCUCUUCCGAUACACCGACAGCAGUUUUACCGAAUGGAACGAGUGAACGUCAGUAUACGAGCCUUCGGGAGCCACCGUCUACAGAACUUUAUCCUAUGGUGCCAACUUCCGUGACUGUUCCAACGUAUCCAUCCCACGUUCGUGGGGAGAGGUUAACACAUCUGUCGGAAAUUGAAUGGGAUAAAGCGGAAAUGGCAUAUCCAUCUGAAUAUUUAAACCUAGAAAGGAACAAUGAUCGAAUAUCGGUGUUCGCUGCAGCAGAGAAAGGACUCGAGUACCAACUCCGUCUUGAAGAGAAAAGGAGGCAGCGAAAAUUAGCUAGGCGUCAAAAGAGAAUUCUGGCAGCUAAAAGGAAGUCAAAAAUCGAGGCAAUCGAAACAUUCGCACAACUAGUUUCCGCGGUAACAGCUUUUCUGAACGAAGAUAGGAAGAAGAACCAUGGUAUACAGGUAGUUCCCUGGAUCUCUCAAGACGUCGGUUUUCAUUAA